AAAAAAAAAAAAAAAAUGUCUUUGUUUUUUAUUGUUCUAUCAUUGAUUGUUCAGUUCCAGUCUUUUGAAGUUUUCUUUAUAUGUUUUGGACUUCAGGGAACAGGUGAGACUCAAGGCAUAAUCCUUGACUUCGAAGACCAUAAGAAGAGUUCAGAGUCAAAAAGACCUUCUAAAGUCAGCAACCAGAAUUCCAUUGCGUGGUUGAAGAAAAAUUUCAAGAAUGCAUUUAAUUUUAGAGGUGAAGAAGAUAAAGAUCAGAUCAAAAUGUGCACCAAAAUGUUUCGACCAAUGCUCAAUUUGAGACUGCUUCAAAUCAAUCAUGUGAACUUGGAGGGAGACUUUAAGCAUCUGCCUGCUAAUCUGAAAUGGCUACAAUGGAAAGGGUGCCCUUUGGAAGCUCUUCCUUCUGAUUUUUGCCCAAGGAAACUUGCUGUCAUUGAUCUCUCAGAGAGUAAGAUUAAACAAGUCCAGUUCAAGAUGGCUAAGGAAUUGCAGGUUAUGAAUCUCCUUGGUUGUUUUAAUCUGACUGCUACACCUGAUUUCUCUGGGCAUCCAAAAUUGGAAAAACUGAUUCUUGAGCGUUGUUUAAAGCUGAAAGAGGUUCAUAAAUCAGUUGGGGAUCUUAGCAUGUUACGCCUUUUAAACCUGAAAGACUGUCGGAGUCUGGAGGAUUUUCCAAAUGAUAUCUCUGGUUUGAGAAACCUUGAAACCCUUAACCUCUCUUGUUGCUUGAAGCUGAAACAAUUACCAGAAGAUUUGAUGCCCAUCAUGUCUUUGAAAGAGCUUUUGGUUGAUCAAACUGCCAUAGUUAAGCUACCUGAUUCUAUAUUCCAUCUCAAGAAAGUUGAGAGGUUAAGUCUCAAAGAUUGUCGAUCGCUGAAGCAACUACCAAUUUCAAUAGGAGAAUUGGUUUCUUUAAGAGAACUCCAUCUUGAUGGUUCUGCUUUGGAAGAACUACCUGAUUCCAUUGGAUUGUUAAAAAACCUGGAAAUUCUAAAUUUAAUGAGGUGCAAAUCAAUCACUGCAAUUCCUGAUUCCAUUGGCAAUCUGAGAUCAUUGUUGAGACUUUUUCUUGAUGGUAGUGCAAUCAAAGAACUGCCAGAUUCCAUUGGCUCUCUAUCUGAUUUGAAGCACUUAUAUUUGAGUCGUUGCCGGUCCCUUUGUAAAUUGCCUGCUUCUAUCGGAAGAUUAAUGUCUAUGGUUGAACUUCAUCUGGACUUCACACCAAUCAGGGAACUACCGAAUGAGAUUGGAAAAUUGAACAUGCUUGAGAAGCUUCAAAUGAUUGACUGUACGUCGCUUGCCUGUUUACCACUUUCAAUUGGAUACAUGUCAAAUCUAACUACUUUGGUCCUAGAAAAUGGCAUUAUAACGGAGUUGCCAGAGUCUAUCUGUUUAUUGGAGAAGCUCAAGGUUUUGAGAGUCACAAAUUGUAAACAGCUUAGCCAACUUCCAGAAUCAAUUGGAAAACUAAAGAAUCUGUGCUGGCUCCGAAUGGAAGAAACUGGUGUAGCAGUACUACCUGAAGAAUUUGGGGGGCUUUCAAGUUUAAUGAUAUUGAGAAUGGAAAAAGGCCCACAUCCUGAACUACCUAAAAACACUGAAUGUACCGAGCUGACUGCUCUCAAUCUGAAGUAUGGCGGGUCCCAUAAGCUCCUUGUUCUUCCUAGUAGUUUCUCAAAUCUCUCUUUGUUACGUGAACUUUAUGCUUCUUCCUGCAAAAUAUCUUGGAUUCCUGAUGAUUUUGAGAAGUUGUCAUCAUUGGAGAUCUUAAAUCUGCGUCACAAUAAUUUCUGCAGUCUUCCAUCCAGCCUAAGUGGUCUUUCUGUUCUCAAGAAACUGCUUUUAUCACAUUGUACAGAGCUCAAGUCUCUCCCUCUUCUUCCCUCAAGUUUGGUUAAUCUAGAUGUUAGGAAUUGCACUUCCCUGGAAAGUAUAUUUGAUCUGUCAAAUUUGGAGAAACUAGAGGAUCUGCACCUCACGAAUUGCAAUAAAGUAGUGGAUGUUCCGGGCCUCGAAUGCUUGAAGUCUUUAGAAAGAUUGUAUAUGAGUGGUUGCACCAAAUGUCAUCCGGUCAUAAAGAGAAGAUUCUCGAAGGUUGCUUUAAAGCAUAUGCGCUAUUUAAGUUUUCCUGGAAGUGAAAUACCAGACUGGUUUGUUCAGGAGACGGUGAGAUUUUCAAGCCGAAAGAACCACAAGAUCAAAGCUGUGAUUAUAGGUGUUGUCAUCUCUCUUGACCAACAAAUACAGGAUGACAAUAGAAAUAAGUUGAUUGAUAUUGUUGACAUUCAAGCGAAUCUCCUUCGAGAUAACACACUCGGGCCAAUGUACAAGCACACGAUGAAAUUGCUAGGAGUUCCAAAGACUGAUGAGGAUCAAGUGUAUUUGCUCCGCUAUCCAAAUUCUCAUCCACUAACAUUGUUGCUACAUGACGGCGAUAAAAUUCAGGUAACAAUGCGAGACCCAACAUGGUUUAAAGGACUUACAUUGAAGAAGUAUGGGAUCCAUCUGAUUUUUGAAGAUGAUGAUGACUAUGAUGGUGAUGAAGAAUCAUUGACUGAAAGCCAACAAUCUGUCUCUGAGAAACUGGCAAGGUUUUUCAGUUCCUUGUGAUGACUUCUCCAAAACUCUUCUUGCAUAAUACUGAAGAGGGGAUAAUGUUCCCUGUCACAAUAAUGAAUUAGGACUGGUGCAACAGUUACUGCUGGAAAUGACACAAUCAAACAGUAUAAAAGUCUUCCUUCAUUUUGAUUCUUUUUUCUAA
Messenger RNA from Macadamia integrifolia, 2764 nucleotides. RefSeq names its product disease resistance protein RPV1-like. The coding region runs from base 16 to 2613 and encodes 865 amino acids. Gene Ontology annotation, molecular function: protein binding. The record is from RefSeq and is a predicted model, not a curated record. The transcript has 3 exons. NCBI's taxonomy places the organism in Eukaryota, Viridiplantae, Streptophyta, Magnoliopsida, Proteales, Proteaceae.